Rhincodon typus (whale shark) is the source of this 5042-nucleotide messenger RNA. Its product is annotated as vimentin type intermediate filament associated coiled-coil protein. The coding region runs from base 121 to 684 and encodes 187 amino acids. The transcript has 2 exons. The record is from RefSeq and is a predicted model, not a curated record. NCBI's taxonomy places the organism in Eukaryota, Metazoa, Chordata, Chondrichthyes, Orectolobiformes, Rhincodontidae.
CAAUGCGCCUGCGCGCUGUCCGCCCGGUUCGGGGCCUGCCCGGUGCUGCCGCAGCGACACUGAAGUUGAUGUACAUUCGGGCUCAGUCUCCGUAUAUGAGCGUGGUCACCGCUACGCAGUAUGUCGGUGCUGAGCCCGGUGCAGAUUAAAGAGGCGAACGCGCACUUGGCGGCCGUGCAUCGCCGGGUGACGGAGCUGGAGCGGCGGCUUGAGGCGGCCGAGCGGACGGUGCGGGAACAGGCCGAGCGGCUAAUGGGCAAAGACCGCGAGCUGCAGACCGCGAUCCGGGAGCUCACCCUGCGCAAGGACCGGGAGAUGGUGGACGUGCAGGAGAAAUUGCAGGAUUGCGAAGGGACAGUGCAGAGGCUGCAGACAGUGAUGAAGGAGAAAGACAACGUGAUCGCCCAGCUGAGACACCGCAGUCAGCUGCUGGAUAAAAUCACCCGCAGCCGGCCCCUGCUCGACAACUUGCUGUCAUACAUGGCUGAGGCUGAGCGCUCACAGAGUGACCACGUCCCAAACCUUGAUGCUCAGCCUGCCUUUCUUGAUGACCGUGCACAUUCCCCCCUCUUGGGAACCAAUGGAUUAAUGAACACCAGUCCCAGUGACCAAAAUUUCUCAGUUAGUGAGGAUGACAUGGAGGAACCUGGUCAAGAUGAUGCAAUCUUUGGGACCACGGUUUAAAGCUCUGCAUUAAGAGGUUUGACCCUCCUGUUGAGAGAUGUUAGAAAGAAUCCACAAGUGCCUGUUGUUUCAGCAGAAAUGAACUUCUCCAUGUCUACACCUGUGAAUAUCAAACCUCCACUUACUGUAAGAAGUGAAAACCAGAACAUUCCUAAACAGGGUGCGGUCCAAUUUUUCUGGAUAUCCCAAACACACUAUUCCAAAGAUUCUGGCAUUUUUCACCCUCCAUCGUAAAACUGAGGUUUUUUUUUGCUCUGAACGUAACAGAACAGUGUGUGAUGCUUAAUGAUCAUAGUGUGUUAUUAACAAUGGUGUUGGGGUAUCUCUGGGUUUACCUAAAUCAAUUUUUUUCUCUGAAAACUUGAGAAGGGGGCAGGAGUAGGCAAGUACUGACCUUGUAAGUUCAACAAAGAGGAACCUCCAGCCUUCUCCCUUUCUCAGUGUCUCCCAACCUUUGGAGUUAAUGAAAUAAUCAUGUCAUCAUUGUAAUGAAAUUUGAGGUUGUUCUUAAGAUAGGUGUUUUGAGUGCCUGGAAGGGUAGAAGUUACAUUGUUACAGACAUUUUCAUGUGUAGAGCCUGGCCAUUUACAAGGUACGCAAUUCAGUUACUGCUUAUGAAUGGAGUUUAGCUAGUGGAGGUGGUUAUGGUGCGAUCUCUUGUCUGUAGGGUCUGACUUUAAAUGCAGCCUAGAUUGGAGAAGCCUCUGCUCUAUGUAGGUAUUAGCAGCAUAGUUGUUUAAAUAUUAUCCUUUGUGCCUGGUAAGCAGCAUAUACCCACUUAAAGAGCUGUCUGAAUUGUUAGAGCUUUCAUGCGAGCAGAAAUUCUGUUUAUUCACACUAGCUACCUAUCCUGACAUUUGUAAUCUGUGUCCGUCCGUGUGUGAGCCAGGACCUGCAAAUGUGGGGACUGGAAUCAUCACUGGGAUGGAGUAUUUUCAGGGUUCUCCACCUCAGUUUCUGAAUUCUGCCUUCACCCUCUUAUUAGCCUCAGCAACGCUGGCUGUAAUGGAUUCAAUACCUGUUUGAACCCAUCUAUUAGAUUCCUUGCUGCACCCAAUUUCAAAAAUUCAAACUUCUGUGUUCUUUCUCUAGAGUUAACUGUUUAGAUUAGAUUUAGUUGUCACAUGUACCUGAGUGUAGGAGUACAGUAAACGUGUAGAGUCACCAGUCUCCAGCGCCAUCCCAGAAUAUAGUAGUUAGAAUAAAAAAUUUAGAUUUAAAAACCAAGAGCUGAAAUUAACGAAACAGAAACAAAAGGAGAAGAAAAUGUCCAGAUCACUCUUGCCGCCAUGAGUUUUGAGCCAGGCUGUCAAAUGCUGCCUCUCUUUUUGCUUGAGGUUCCCCCGAUUCUCGUGUUUGGUAGUGUGAACAGAGCUGCCCGUAAAGCUGUGAUGAUGAGGAGCGAGGAAGUGAUUCCUGACCAGUGAGUUGGUCCUACGCUAACAAUCUAAUUUAGUCAUUGAGAACUGGGGACACUGGAUAUGUGCAAAGAACAGUCCCUGUGGGCCGUCCCAAACAGCUGUGAUGUCUUGUGCACCACGCGAUAAUAACAGGGUGAGGAAGUUUUGUGAUAAAGUUCUGACACUGUUGUACCCUGCUUCAAAUACAUCCAUAAACUAGAACAAUGUCCAACAUUAGGACAGUCCAAUUAUUUCUUCAGCACUGGUUUUUAGGUCUUGAUGGCUGUUUUCUGACCAUUGCAGGCACACUCUCAGCACAUGGACUAAAGGCAAAAUACCCUAAAGAGUAUGUAACCAGUUGAACUGUCGUGGGGAUGUGACAUGGUCAGUGGAAAAAAUGGGUGUGCCCUGGGAGCACAAUUCUGCAAUAGGAAGAGGGCAAUUAGGAGAAGAUCUGUCCUGAGAACAAGGUGAUUGGGAGCAAGUCUACCCUUUGAACAGGUCAUUUGGUAAUAAAUGAGUGAACUUGUCCUGGAGGUACAGCAGUGGAUGUUCUAAUAUUCAGUCUACAGAAUAGACAAAUACUUUAGUGAUGUUUUUCAACAAAUGUUUUAUUGCUCAACUUUUACCCAAUAAUGGUGAUUUUAGUAUUUCUGCAAAUUUGUGUGCGAAUUGGCUGCCUGUGUUAGUUCCUGUGUUAGAACAGUGACUACAUUUUAAAAUGUACUCCUUUGAUUGUAUCGCAUGUUGGGACAUUCUCUGGUUGUCAAAGAUACUAUGGAAAUACAAGUCACAGGGAGGCUUUGUUCAGGAACAUGGUGGACCGGCUUGUGGACUGCACAAAAUGCCUUUUGGCCACACACUGAGUAAAUGCAAAUUAAAUGUCCCUAAUAGUAAUUUUUGCACUUUAUUCCAUUGGGAUUGCACAACAGUAACCUGAAGUCUGGCUGGACUUGCAGUCAUCUUCCUUAUAGGGCAUUCAGUGAGUCAUGGUGAGUUAUUGAGGUUGAUGUAAAAUUACAAAUUGUUGGUGCAAGUUUUGGAGUUCAGUUGUUGUUGGGUCCAGAGCUACGCUACUGAUUAGCUGAGAGCACCUUCAUUUCAUUGCAUCAAUUGGUCCUCAUCUGGUGUACAUUGAGUUUUAACAUGGUUCUCAAUUGCAUGAGUUGAGAUUUCAUCUAUUUAUGCUAGCACUUCAUCUGUGAACAGAAAUGUCAAACCAGUACAAUUGUAUUUUAAAGGGAAAUGAAGGUAUCAAUAGCAGCCUCAUUACAGGAAAGAGUCUGCUGUGUGUACACGUAUAAUCUGUCACUAAUUUCUAAUUAUAGUUGAUUUUUUUUUAAACUGUAUUCAGUUUGAACAGUUGUGGACUGAUCAACUCAUAAAUCCCAAAUAACUACAGUGAGGAAGGCUCCUGUACGUCCUUGGAGAAGUUUGGGGUCUUGCAGGCCAGACCACUCAACAUCCAAUGCUGUUGAUGGUGACUAAUUUCUGAUAAAGGAGAGCUGGCAUCAGACACUGAUUGAUGAGUCCUUCUAUCAGAGCUACAAUGUUGAAGGGGAGAGGAGGACCUUAAUCUUUUCUACCAGUCACUCUCUUCUGUUGUGCUCUGCAAACCCCCUCGAUGAACUUGUAAUCCUCACUUUGAAUUUUUGUUUUUUAAAAAAAAAAUCCAUUGCUAUCUAAUUUCAUUCGCUAUUGAGUCACCCUUGCAUAACCACACUGCCUUAUCUAAUCACUUUCUGAUCUCCAUCUUUCAGUGUAACCACUCGCUGAUAUCCAUUACUCUGUACCAGUCCCUCUGAUAUUCAUUAUUCUGUAUAAUUCCCUCUGUUAGUCAUCAUUCUCUGUAUAAAUCACUUUGAUAUUCAUUAUUCAUUGUAGAUCAUUCUAUUCAUUAUUCUGUAUAGAUCAUUCAUUGUUCUCUGUAAAACAGUGUGACAUUCAUUAUUCUGUGUAGAUUGCUAAUAUUCAUUACUCUCUAAAUCACUGAUUCAUUAUUCUCUCUGCAAAUCCCUCUGAUAUUCAUUAUUCUGUGUAAAUCACUGCGAUAGUCCUUAUUCUCUGUGUAAAUCAUUCUCUAAGCUUUUUUUUCCCUCUAUGGAAUCACCUCAUCUACUUUGUGAGAGAUUCUCUGGAUGGCAAUUAUUUUCUAACAUCUGUAAGAAUUAUCAGUAGUCACUAUGUACACCAAUCUCCAUAUAAUCACUCAAGAUAAUGUUUAUGUUUUCACUUCUAAGCCAUAAUCAAAAUCUAGUUUCUAAUUUUCAUAUAAUUUGUGAAAAGCAUGUGUCCAUUGUGCUGGAAUUACAUUAUUAUGUGAAUCUGCUGGAAAUCUGUUUAUUAGUUUGCUGCUCCAGUUCUGAUGGUAGUUUAAGGAUAUUUGUUACAAAAUACAUGGAUGGAAGUUACUAGGCAGUUGACCAUCUUGACUUAAGUUUAAGCAAUAGUGAGCUUUCAAAGUUACUUUUGAACUGAUGUGUUAAGUUCAUAGAGCUCAGAGGUUGGGUGACUGGUCUCGCCCUGGGGAGAUUGUUACAAUGCAUCAUUGCCCUUUUCUCGUUCAACAUUCAAGUUGCUGAUUUAGUUUUAUAGCUGCAAUGUAUAUUACCUGACUGCAACAAUGCACUAAAUCACUUACAAGUUAGGACGUGUAGAAAACCAGUCUGUAUGUACAGAAAAUAAUAACACUUGGUUGUGAGGAGAAAGCAAUCUUGAAGAUGCUUGUAGAUUACAGGUAUAUGCCCAGUACUAGCUUGUUCAUGUUCCCUUACAAUGUAAUCUUUUGUUUCAAGGGUUUUGGGACUAUGGUAUGAUGUUCAUUGUUUGAAAGUUACUGGGUGAAUGUACCACAAGUUGCUCAGGGUUAAUGUUUCACACAUUUGCAGUUUCUGAUCAGCAUUUGUAGACACAAAUCUGAUAAAUUGGUGCCUUUUAUAAAACUGUGCAAUAACUUUA